Messenger RNA from Saccoglossus kowalevskii, 444 nucleotides. RefSeq names its product S-antigen protein-like. The record is from RefSeq and is a predicted model, not a curated record. NCBI's taxonomy places the organism in Eukaryota, Metazoa, Hemichordata, Enteropneusta, Harrimaniidae.
AUGGAGGAUGCAGCCAAUGCAUCACAAACCACUAUGGAGGAUGCUGCCGAUGCAUCACAAACCACUAUGGAGGAUGCAGCCAAUGCAUCACAGACCACUAUAGAUGAUACAGCCAAUGCAUCACAAACCACUAUGGAGGAUGCAGCCAAUGCAUCACAAACCACUAUGGAUGAUACAGCCAAUGCACCACAAACCACUAUGGAGGAUGCAGCCAAUGCAUCACAGACCACUAUGGAGGAUGCAGCCGAUGCAUCACAGACCACUAUGGAGGAUGCAGCCGAUGCAUCACAGACCACUAUGGAGGAUGCAGCCGAUGCAUCACAACCACUAUGGAGGAUGCAGUUAAUGCAUCACAAACCACUAUGGAGGAUGCAGCCGAUGCAUCACAGACCACUAUGGAGGAUGCAGCCGAUGCAUCACAACCACUAUGGAGGAUGCAGUUAA